Messenger RNA from Panicum hallii, 1920 nucleotides. RefSeq names its product plant intracellular Ras-group-related LRR protein 5-like. The record is from RefSeq and is a predicted model, not a curated record. Gene Ontology annotation, molecular function: protein binding. NCBI's taxonomy places the organism in Eukaryota, Viridiplantae, Streptophyta, Magnoliopsida, Poales, Poaceae. The coding region runs from base 81 to 1673 and encodes 530 amino acids. The transcript is spliced from 3 exons.
GAGCUUGCUUCUCUCUGUCUCUCUCUCUCACUGUGUUUCUGGGAAGCUUGCGGGGUGCGGAGACGGUGGCGGCGCCGGGGAUGACGCCGGCGACGGCGGAGGCGGUGGAGGAGCUCACGCGGCUGUACCGGGAGCUCCCGCCGCGCCCGGCCGUGGAGGAGGUGGAGGCGGCGGCGGCGGUGCUGGCCUCGGCGGACGCGGAGGAGGAGGCGCGGCUCGCCGAGGCCGACGGGGAGCCGGCGGCGCGGGCGCGGGAGGGCGUGCCCGCCGAGCUCCUCGACGUGCUGCGGGAGGCCAGGCGCAACGCCAUCAGGCUCCGCGCGCUGCAGCAGCGGAAGGAGGCCGCGCACGUCGUCGAGCUCGAGAGGAGGUUCAAGGUCUUCGACGACCUCAUCCAGAGGGCGUCGCGCGUGGUGUCCCCCGGUGAUGAGGGAGGGGGCUGGGGUCAUGCCGCCGCCGUCGUCAACGAGGUCGUGGAGGUGGAGGCCAAGCGGAAGCCGGAGCUGGCGGCAGCGGUGGCUGCCGCGGCAACAGAGAUAGACCGCGGAAGCAAGGGCGGAUUGGGCUUCGAAACCAAGUCCGUCUCGUCGCUGCGUCGGGCUGCUUCUGCAGAUAAUGACACAGAAAAACUGGGCCUUAUCCAAGUGGCAAGCCUUAUAGAGUCAUCAGCAAAGAAGGGGACUACAGAGCUCAAUCUCCGGGGUAAGCUGGUGGACCAAGUUGAGUGGCUCCCUGUUUCACUUGGGAAAUUACAAGACGUUACUGAGCUUGAUCUAUCUGAGAAUAGGAUCAUGGCACUCCCAUCAACAAUCGGUAGCCUUAGAUACUUGACAAAGCUUGACCUCCAUGCAAACCAGCUGAUCAAUCUGCCUGAUACCUUUGGGGAACUUUCCAGCCUGAUUGAUCUUGACUUGCGUGCAAACCAGCUUAAAUCUCUUCCUUCAUCAUUUGGAAAUCUCACGAGCUUGGCAAAUCUUGACCUGAGCUCAAAUAUGUUGAAGGUCCUUCCUGAUUGUUUAGGAAAGUUAACAAACUUGAGAAGGUUAAUUGCUGAGACAAACGAGCUUGAGGAGCUACCAUAUACUAUUGGAUCUUGCACCUCUCUCGUGGAACUUAGAUUGGAUUUUAAUCAGCUAAAAGCCCUUCCAGAAGCCAUUGGAAAGUUGGAAAAGCUGGAGAUCCUCACAUUACACUACAACAGAAUCAAAGGCCUGCCCACAACAAUUGGCCAGCUUACCAGACUGAGAGAGCUGGAUGUCAGUUUCAAUGAAGUUGAAAUUAUCCCUGAGAACAUUUGCUUUGCGGCCAGCCUUGUGAAGUUGAACGUCAGCAGGAACUUUGCCGACUUAAGAGCACUGCCAAGAUCGAUAGGGGAACUUGAGAUGCUAGAGGAGUUGGACAUCAGUAGUAACCAGAUACGAGUACUGCCGGACUCGUUUGGUUACCUCUCCAAACUACGGGUAUUUGUUGCUGAUGAAACUCCACUGGAAGUACCACCUAAAGAAGUUGUGAAAUUAGGAGCACAGGAGGUGGUUAAUUUUAUGAAGAAUAUGGUUGCUUCUAGGGGAGCAAGCCAGAAGGAAACAGAUAAGAGGAGCUUCUGGGCCUGGCUCCGCACGCUGUUCGGUUGUUGCAAAAAGGAUCAAGGAUUGGGAUCAGUUCAGCUUAGCUGAAGCAUUUCAUCUGUAUAGUCAUGAAUUGUUCAGUGUUGGUCCAUGUCUCAGAUCAGCGAUGAAAUAAGACAUGGAUAAUUAAUUUUAUUCCCCUUAUAUUUGUGUCUCUGUACACAAAGGAUGUAUCUAGCAUUCUUGUACAUAAGGUUCAUUCUGUGUGUAAGUUGAUAUGUAUAAUACUCGAUACGCUGUCAUGUCACACUCCAUUACAUGAAACACGAGCUGUCCAGAAUUUGCGCUGAGCCAA